AUGUCUCGGCAAAUCGCUCGUUUGAAGGCCCAGCCAGAUCGAUCGAAGGACCAGAGGCAAAUGGGCAAGGCAAUCGACGCCCAAGAGACCUUUUCCAGCAUCGAGAGGAUCCCGACGGCCAAAGAGGCAUUGGCGACCGUGCUGCAAAACAGGAAUGCCGCAAUACGGGAAUGGAGUGGCUACGCCCACGCCCAAGCCCACGGAAUUCAAGUCCGACAAGCACGCAAUCCAGUUAGCUGCAAGACAUGCGAGCUGCAAGAUACGCAAGACAGACUCUCGACAGCUACGGGGCUGUGUCUGUGGCCCGCGCAGCUGAUGCAUGGUUCCCACCUCUGUCACCACGCCUUCUGCAUCAACCCUCUCCACAUUCUCUGGGCACUCGAUCUCAGGGUGCCGCAUCAGCAUCGAGCGGUGGGUGCUGAGCUCGAUCUUGCCGGGGUCCAAUUGCUGGCGCAGGUCGGUGGCUUCGUCGAACAACUCAACGCCGGCACCAGCGGCACCGCGAGCAUCCACUACUUUCAUCAACCCAGCACCCAAAGCCGCAGAAGCUACAAUCCCUUCAGCUCGGCUGCCGACGCGGUCGAUGCCAGGGACGCCAUCCAGUUGGCCAACGUGGCCACAGAUCUUGAGCGUGCCGUCCAACAACUGGAAGAAGGCAGGGCGAGGCUGGUGACCGACCAGAUGAGCGUCCUUCUGGCGAAGUACCGAGCCUACUCCCACUCCUUGCGGCCCUUGCGAUGGCUCUUUGACGGGGACACCUUCGACAAGGCCCUCAACCGCGACCGUAUCAGCAUCCUCAACACCCGAGUCCGAGAAAUCUACACCUUCAUCCGCGCGUACCUAGCCCAGCAGGACCGUGACCACCUCCUGAGAGACCUGGAGGGGACGCUCCGUGGCCAGCCGGACGCCUACACACAAGUGCACCAUCGGCACGAGCAGCUUCGCAGACGCGGACUCGAGCUCGAUAGGUACUUGAACCUGAUAGAGGAGAACCGCGUCGCCGAAGCAGCCCGAAUCCAAGCGCUCUGGCGUCCGCUUCCGACCGACAGCAGCUCGUCGUGCCAUUCCAAGACAUCUGAGAUGGCAAAGCAGCCGGCCUCGAGCCUCCGCAACCGCCAUCCAGAGGUGCUCGAAGCUGCCAAACACGUCCCUCCCAACCUGCCCGAUCCGCGUUGUCAAAUCUUACGAGGCACUGGUGUCUGA
Molecule: messenger RNA, 1203 nt
Organism: Cladophialophora immunda
Lineage: Eukaryota; Fungi; Ascomycota; Eurotiomycetes; Chaetothyriales; Herpotrichiellaceae
Exons: 4
Coding region: 1-1203 (400 amino acids)
Source: RefSeq, a predicted model, not a curated record